This is a messenger RNA of Salvelinus sp. IW2-2015, 2211 nucleotides long. Its product is annotated as cartilage-associated protein. Gene Ontology annotation, molecular function: protein binding; collagen binding. Gene Ontology annotation, cellular component: endoplasmic reticulum. Gene Ontology annotation, biological process: collagen fibril organization; peptidyl-lysine hydroxylation. NCBI's taxonomy places the organism in Eukaryota, Metazoa, Chordata, Actinopteri, Salmoniformes, Salmonidae. The record is from RefSeq and is a predicted model, not a curated record.
AGAUGAGCAGCGGCCGUUCUAUGAYUUGCUUUCACUGUCAGUGGACCUAUAGGUCUCUCCUAUGCAAACAAUCAAUGCCAAACUCAUGUGCAAUGAGCAUUGUCAGAGCAUGUGGCUCGAAGCAUAAAGACGUUUUGAAAGUUAUUGGCUAGGGAGAGGCUGUAACAACACUCCUGACCAGUAAAACAAAUUACCAAAAUCUAAUGUUUAACCAAUUCUGAAAUGAUAUAUCGUUUUUCAGGUCAGGAGUGUUCGUAUAGACUUUUCCUAUAGGGUUAUCCCACUGCUGCCACCAUUUUUUAAAUGUAACCUUUAUUUAACUAGGCAACUAACCAUUGCAGUGAUUCAAUGAGGGGGAAUAGCCAGGUCCUGAACCAGCUAUUCUGCAGUCAAGGUAAGUGCACUACCUCCUGUGCCAUUCAGACCUCUUGGUAGAGGCAAUGGUAUGCUUAAAGAUUGAGUUGAAUUACUUUGAUACAUUUCCUAAACAGAUAGGCAUACAUCCUAUUUAAUCCAUCUACUGUCACGCAACAAGCUGAUCUCAGCCUAAAUUAUCUCCAGUGGCCCAGUAGCCUGAAGGGACCCUCGUUCACAUUCAGCUAAUGGAAUUGUAAACUAGACGACAUAUAUUUUUACGCACGUGGUACGCGUUUUAAAUGAUCAACUAAACAUGUUACGAUAUGACAACUGGAGGUUAUGACAGCUAGAAAYCCGAAACCACGGGCUACAACUGUCCAACUCGUGAAUUCCCCAAGACCCCUAAGCGGUUUGCCAGCCCACCUCUCCCUGAAAGUAAAUGGAAAAACACAAUCCCGUUCUAUUGGCUAGAGGAGACAAAUGCGCAACUUGGAUGAAUGCACUUAUCAUGGUCGCCAAUCUCCAACGCGUAAAAGGAACUCUUUUCUCAAUCUCUUUGUGUUUUAUUGCCACUGUAGUGGUCGCGCAGUAUGACAACUACAACUUUAGACAUUUCCCACAAGAGGAGCUCAUUCCAAUCGAGUCUGCGUAUGCACAAGGCUUGGACAAUUAUGCCUCAGAAAAUUGGACGGACUGUAUCAAAUUCAUUGAAUUAAGUUUACGCCUGCAUCGGCUUCUGAAAGACAGCGUGACAUACUGCAUACAAAACUGUAAUGSCAGUCAUGUACAGUUACAGGAGCCUGUCAUGGCCAGCACCACCGGGGAUAUGCAGAUCUUCUGGCGCAUUUUGAUGCGAGCAUCAUGCCUGAAAAAGUGCAGGACGCACUUCCCUGCGCUCUCGCUCCCUUACCCUAGAAAAGAGGUGAUGGAUGAUUUCGAUAAUAGGUCGCCCUACCGUUACAUGUACUUUGCUUAUGUCCAGAUGGAUGACCUCCAGAAGGCGUUGGCGUCAGCCCACACCUAUCUACAGAGAAACCCAGAGGACCCGGUCAUGACACAGCACAUGAACCAAUACAAAAGAGAGUUUGACUUGGCGGGCUAUCUCAUUGACCACGAGGAACGCCCCUAUGAGGUUAGCUUCCUGAAAGCGGUCACCUUGUUCAACUCUGAGGACUUCAGCAGCAGUAUCAGUCACAUGGAGCAGGCCCUCAGCCAGUACCUCCAGCAGUACAGCCUGUGUCAGGCCAUGUGCCAGGGGGCCUGCGACGCCGACCUCCCCCAAACUAAAGACCUGUACCCCACACUGGCAGAUGCCUAUGUUGAUGCACUGAGAUGCGAGGUGAAGUGUGAGGAAAACCUAAUGCCAAAUGUUGGCGGCUACUUUGUGGAGAAAUUCAUCGCCACUAUGUAUCACUACCUGCAAUUUGCUUAUUAUAAGUUAAAUGAUGCCCGCAGUGCGGCCCCCUGUGCGUCCAGCUACGGGCUCUUUGACCCUGAGGACAAGGUCAUGAGGGAGAAUAUGUUAUACUACCAGUCUUACAGAGAGCAGUGGGGCCUGGAUGACCACAGYUUCACACCCAGGGUGGAAGCAUUGAGGUACUACAACCAUACCACCUUGCUGAAACAGAUGCUGGCAUUUGCAGAGAACUACUUGCAGUCUGAUGAGGACUUUUUGGGUCCGGAAGAAGCUGCCAUGGAGGACUCCUCUGAUGUUGAGUUUGAAGGGCUUGGAGACUAUCAGGAAUCAAUCCUGGCUAGAUGGUCACAACCCAAAGCUAAAGGGGAUGUUGGUGAUUCCUAAGGGUUUGUUCUUGACUAACGAUGAAUAAAACAGAAAGACAAUGUGUUUUCACA